UUAUCGCUUUUGCUUCAUGAAAGGGACAUCUUUCGAUUACCUCAGAAAGAUAUAUUAGUUGAAGAUUUUAGUUUGUGGUGUGUAAACAAUAAAAGAACUACAUUUUGAAAAUAAUCCAAUGAUGACAAUGCUGUCACUACAAUUACGGUUACUUGUCGUUGCACAACUUCUUCUUAAUAACGUGCAAGCAUGUCCAUUGCUGUGUUCAUGUAAUGGGGGAAAAGUUGAUUGUGGCGAAACUGUAUUAACAAAAGCUGAUUUAAAAAAAAUUGGACAGACUAUAUCAAAAAAUACUAAAGAACUCAUAUUUCGAUAUUAUAAAGAAGAUAUUAUGGUGCUGAAAUCAUUCCCCAUCUUAACAAAAUUAACAUCUUUUUCGAUAAAAAGCAGCAGUUUGACUGAAAUCCCUGAUGGUUUGUCUAGUAAGAUGCCAUUGCUGAGGUCCUUCAUCUCAAGACGCAACAAAAUUAGAAUUAUCCGAAAAGAUCAAUUUCUCGGUUUGAACAGUUUAGCUAAAGUAACUAUAAAACAUGGAUUGAAGGUCAUUGAAGGCGGUGCUUUCUCUCGGCUACCAAACUUGACUAGAAUAGAAGUGUCAAAUAAUAAUCUAACAGUAUUAACCUCUAGAUCAUUCUCAAAUCUCAAAAAUCUAAAAUUUCUCUAUCUUCGCCAUAACCACAUAGCAAAAAUCCAAGACUCUGCAUUUUUUAAUUUGAAAAAACUAAUUGUAUUGAACUUGUUUAAAAAUAAAAUUAAACAUCUAUCAACAAAAGCGUUUAAUGGUCUUCCAAGCCUAUCGCGUUUGAAAUUAACACACAAUCCUUUAGUGUGUGAUUGCAAAUUUUAUACGAUGCUACAAGGUCUGAAGAAUGCAAAAAGGGAUAUAAAACUUAACGGAACAUGUUACCUUCCAACACCACUCAUUACUGUGCCGAUCUGGAAAUUUACCAUCGCUAACAAAAGUCAAUGCACAAUCUGUGAUUUAACUUCUCCCUGUUUAAACAAUGCUCAAUGUGUUUCACGCAAUAGCACCCAUUUUUAUUGUAACUGCACAAAAGAGUAUUUUGGUGAGAAAUGUCAAACGAAGAUAGGUACAAUGCAAAGCAAUGGAAAGUCCAAGUUUAUAAUACCAUUAGUUGGAUCAUUUUUAGCACUACUGUGGCAAGUCACAUUUGUUUAUUUUAAAUGA
Molecule: messenger RNA, 1189 nt
Organism: Hydractinia symbiolongicarpus
Lineage: Eukaryota; Metazoa; Cnidaria; Hydrozoa; Anthoathecata; Hydractiniidae
Product: slit homolog 3 protein-like
Exons: 2
Coding region: 119-1189 (356 amino acids)
Cellular component (GO): plasma membrane
Molecular function (GO): protein binding
Source: RefSeq, a predicted model, not a curated record